Messenger RNA from Rhineura floridana, 1008 nucleotides. RefSeq names its product A-kinase anchor protein 4-like. The record is from RefSeq and is a predicted model, not a curated record. NCBI's taxonomy places the organism in Eukaryota, Metazoa, Chordata, Lepidosauria, Squamata, Rhineuridae. The transcript has a single exon. Gene Ontology annotation, molecular function: protein kinase A binding. Bases 1 to 1008 code for a protein of 335 amino acids. Gene Ontology annotation, cellular component: sperm fibrous sheath; cytoplasm; sperm principal piece. Gene Ontology annotation, biological process: intracellular protein localization.
AUGUAUAGCCAUAGCCAUGGGAAGGAAAAAGGAACCCGACAGACAGAACAUCAUGCCUCUGGAAGUAAAUGUCUAGAGAAGCUGAUUUCAAUGGACGAGUGUGCAAAACACAUUAUUGAUAGCGCAUUAACGAAGAUACAGAAGCAGCUACUGGACAAAAACAAGCAAUCUGGAGCUUGUAAGCCAAGUAGCACUUCAUUUGGCUACAAUUGUCAUGAUCCUAAUUUUGAGAAGGCUUUGGGAAGCAUUGGUGCCAAGUUCCCUAACCUUAGCCCUUCGAGACGAGGGGGACGGCAGGAAUCUCAACACCAAGAACCAAGAAAGGAAGAUUUCUCAAGUAUCCUCUCAUCAACCAUCCAGAAGGUCAUGCGUGAAGCUGUUUCCAAUGCAGACGACAAUCCCAGCAGCACAAACAGGGGCCACAGGCAAGCUCCUCCUCCUGAAAGCAGGACCCAGAGGAUAAAGGCCUUUGCAAAACCAACUGCCAGUCCCUGGGAGACGUAUGGCAACAUGGAUCCUAUGUCGAUGCUGGAUAUCAACCAAUUGGUGAAGUCUAUGACUAAGUUGUGUCUCCUAGAGACUGAGGCCAAUGGCUCCAAUUUAGCUAGUGGUGACACAUCACAUAAACAAUACAGUGGUUCAUCCCAACAUUUAGGAGGGCCGAGGAGAGCGUCAAUAAUAAGAACUAAUAUGAGACAAUUGGGUACAAAUGGGGUGAUAGUGACCAACCAGAAUGGGGAAAGUGAUUCACUGAACAAAGAGCUCCAGGCUGUCCUCCAGUGGAUGGUGGCUUCUCAUUUCAAUGUGCCCAACCUGACCUUCUUAAAUGACAGAGAAGGAGACCUGGCUGAGCUUCCUCGGCUGGCUCAGAAGGCUACCAAGAAGGGCUACAGUGUGGGAGAUAUUCUUCAGAAGGUAAUGAGGUACCUUGAAAGAAGUCAGAUGGAGGAAGCGAUGGGGAAAAGGCCUCAGUGUGGACUGAUCCGCUGGCUACUUGCCAACUUGUAA